AUGUUGAAGGAUAGUGAACUGAAUGUUAGCAAUGAAAACAGAGAUGAGAAAAAUGGUAGCUGGAAUGAAUAUAAUAAUAAAUUAGAUAUUAGUGAUGAAGAAUGGGGAGAUGAGGAUAAUAGUAGAUGGGAUUAUAUAAAGAGUAAAAUUAAAGAACUUAACUUGUCAACUUAUUAUGAUAAGUACAGACCAAAUAGUAUUUUUACUAAAGCAGCAGUUAAAACAAAAAAAAUUACUAGCUUUUUUACAAAUUCACAACCAUCAAACCCAAACAACUUAGAAGAAAUCUCUGAUGACUCAGAUA
This is a messenger RNA of Racocetra persica, 304 nucleotides long. Lineage: Eukaryota; Fungi; Glomeromycota; Glomeromycetes; Diversisporales; Gigasporaceae. The record is from the annotation of a GenBank genome assembly.